Molecule: messenger RNA, 1001 nt
Organism: Bursaphelenchus xylophilus (pine wood nematode)
Lineage: Eukaryota; Metazoa; Nematoda; Chromadorea; Rhabditida; Aphelenchoididae
Source: the annotation of a GenBank genome assembly
AUGAAACUUGCCCUACUGUGUCUGGCUACUUUGUUGUUUUCCGCGGCUGUUUUUGCUUCGGAAGCCAAGCCCAAGAAGCUGUCAAAGCUGUUGGAUUUUGUAGAAGUCGAAAUAAAUCGAAGAUUGCUUUGCCCUUACUACAAAAAACUCGUGGAGUUAUAUAAAGCACGCGCCGAAAAGGAAAAAGACGGGCUGAAACAUGUGGUCCAAGUCAAGAUGCUAACUACCGAUUGCUACAAGGCAAGUCUUUACAGUAAGAAGAACCUUAGUUAGUAGAAAUAAUAAGAUUGAUUGGGUCCCAGGAUAGUUUAUCAUCUAUAUAUUCUGAGUAAUCUUACAUGUAGUCACAUCAAUAAUGUCUAGAUAAAAGUUACGGAGCUUUUUUUUGCCGCAAAUUUUGGUCUUUUAAAAUAUAUGUUACAAUGACUCAGGGUAAAGAAAACUAACGUUAGUUAUGGCUAAGAUUAUAAAAAUUUGACAUAUUGCAAGUCCACGCCAAGUCUCAGCCAAGCCUUCGCCGAGUGUCCGCCGAUCAUCCAGCGGCUUUGCCAGGCCUCAUAGGCACCUCCUGCAACCUUUUUUCGGAUAUCCAACUGCCCUAAAACCCGUCCGAUCGGUUUUGUGGUGUUGACCCGAACUGCCUUCGACCCGAAAACUCGGUGUCUGUCGGGAAAAUAGUGAGCGCUGUCGCUGCGUCGCUGACGUAGAAAGCAAUUUGAUUUUGCCGCGAUGAUUCACUUUCUCGGCGGCGAAUUUCGAUACGACAGAGCGCGCAUUAUUUUCCCGACAAUUGAUACAGCUUCAAAAGUUAUGGUGUCUGCUGUUUCUGAACCGUGAAAAGGCGCUGCUUUCAGGGAAAGAGGGACUGUAAACACGAAAAGAAGAAGCUGAUCCCCGGAACUGAAAAAUACAAAGAGGCAACCGUGAAAGAAGACAACGAUGGGAAAUUUGAAUUCAUUGGCGCUAGAGACAUCGGAAAGCCACAAGCAGAUAAAUCUUAA